Molecule: messenger RNA, 1936 nt
Organism: Marchantia polymorpha subsp. ruderalis
Lineage: Eukaryota; Viridiplantae; Streptophyta; Marchantiopsida; Marchantiales; Marchantiaceae
Source: the annotation of a GenBank genome assembly
UUCAUUGGCAGGUUCAACCUGUCAUACAGUGUUCGGAAUGAUGCGAAGACGGGAGAUCAACAAACUCAGGCCGGACCGUACCUCGGAGCUCCGUGGAAUCGCGAGGACCAGGUGAAGCAGGUGUUAUGAACAUCGACGGAAGGUGUGCGGGGUUUAGAGCUGGAGAGGAGGAGAGCCUCGCCUUGGCUCGGCUCGGCUCGUCUGGUGGAUUUGUGCGCCCGCAGGCAAGCGCUAAGUUCAGCAUGGAAACGGAAGUCAAUUCGUUGUUUCAGGACAACUGCGUGACAGACGACAUGGAUCCGACUCUGUGGUCUCGUCUGCCUCAGGAUCUGCUCGAGAGAGUCGUCGCGAAAUUGCCGACCGGGAGUUCGAUGAAGAUGAGAUGUGUUUGUCGGGAGUGGAAUGCGAUGAUUUGCGGCCGAGACAUUUGUCCGCCGUGUCUGAACGAUAGUCUGCUCCUGUGCACUUAUGUGGGACUGCCGUAUCAUCUCGUGCUGAAGUGGGUCAAUCCUCGCACGGCUUCCUGGAACAUUCGCCUGCUUUCUCUGUACAAAUUCCGCGGUGGCGACUAUCCGGGCCAUAAUUUGCUUACCGCGCGAGGAGCUCUUGUAGCUUGCGAUGGUGGCGUUCUUUGUUUUGGUUUUCCGUACAAUGUGCAACAUAUCGUUUUAUGCAAUCCGUUGACAAAAUGCUGGAGAAAAUUGCCCGGUCUGAUCUUUCAUAAGGCGGCAUACACAUGGCGAGUAGCUGGAAUGUCAUUCAAUAAAGAGGCCGGACAUCAUGUGAUUGUGAUGGCCGGAUUUUUUAGCGAAGAGCGCGAACGUGGUGCCAACAGAUUGAAAGCUACUCAGAUUUACGACUCUUCCACAGAUUCAUGGAGCUUCGCCCAUCAGCCUACGCCGGUGAGGGGGGGAAUAUGGAGCACGUCGGUGAACAAGGUUGUCUUUACAGAGGAUUACUUGUUCGUGUUGACUUCUGCCAGCCUAGGUAGUCAACAUUUCUUACAGAUAUUUUCCAUGAAAAAGAGAACCUGGGUAGAGAUUUCAGUCGAGGGAGCCGUUGAUAAUAAUGGCUCCGCAUAUUUGAUCACACAGCAGGGCGAAAUUUACCUGGUAGCUCAGGAGCAAAGGCAUGGCAUUCAACAUUUGACAUUCUGGAAGCUUGACACUUCCAACAUUGAGGACUUAUGGAGGCAGAGUUUUAAGAGGAGAGUUUUUGGAGCCAAUGUUAGAAUCUUAUGGCACAGAGUAAGUAGCAUAGCAUUCAGCGAGCUCGCAGCAAUGACAGAUCUGCCCUUCCAGUGGGAUGUUUGGGGAUGUGUGGUUCACAGGAGAAAGAUCUGCUUCAUGUUUCCUUCUAUCAAUUGCCAGGCGGAGGUUUAUGACAUAUUUAUCGAGCAUGAUAUGGAAGCAGGAGCGUGGCAGAUGAUGAAGGUCAAUAAACCGACCACCAAUCGCCAUCUCUGUUCGUUCGAACCUUCUUAUGCAAACAUUUUUCCGACCGUUUCUGAUAGUUUCCAGUUAUCCACGCUCUCCAUCGAUUGAAAGGAUUGAGUGGUGUGUCCCAGAUUCCAUCACUUCUAUCCUCAACUGCUGAAUCUACAAUUACAGUGUAGAUUUCAUUUGAAUGCUGUCUAUGGAACUCCCUACCUGUUCAACUGGUCUUGCAGCAAAGUGGUUAGGAGUUUGAUGGCUAUUAGAUAAGUAGAACCUGGCUGCUACUUGUCGGUAUAUUAUACCAUUGGAUUUGCCAGUUCAAGUUUGGCGAAUAUGAUUAUGUGAUAUUAGAUUUUUGUGUAUCAUUAAGUAAAUUCUGACAGUGAAAAGCCAUACCAGACUUUUCGAGCUAUUUUACGAAAUUCUUCAGUCAUGCCGAUGUAAAAUAUUCCACUUGCUCUUACCAGCAUAAAUGAAGUUUUGGUACACAGUAAUUUGAG